Molecule: messenger RNA, 646 nt
Organism: Suillus subaureus
Lineage: Eukaryota; Fungi; Basidiomycota; Agaricomycetes; Boletales; Suillaceae
Product: DUF1242-domain-containing protein
Exons: 4
Coding region: 67-282 (71 amino acids)
Biological process (GO): intracellular transport; protein secretion
Source: RefSeq, a predicted model, not a curated record
CAGCUUUGCCGCUUUCAAACCGUGACGCAUCUAUCUGCAGGUCAUCUGCAGGCCGUCACUUUCCUCAUGUCAGCACUUUUCAACUUUCAAUCUCUGCUUUUGGUCAUCUUGUUGAUGAUCUGCACUUGCACCUACGUUCGCGCAGUUGCCCCACGUCUGGUCGAUAGAAACAAGGCAGGAUUCCUCGGACUAUUCUUUAUGUCUGCGCGGAUAGGAGAACGCCUUUCCCCAUACGUCGCAUUAGCAUGCAUAGCCAUGGCGGUGACAAUGAUCGUACAGUAAUCAUACAGGAUUAUAUUAUGUGUACAGUGAUGAAGUUGACCUAUUCGCCGUCCGCUCGACUACCGACGUGCCAUCACGGAACCGUGUUCGGAACAGUACGUUUGCAUUCGUGAAUAGGCCCUCUUUCAGUGAAACGACUAUAAAUUGAGAGCCCUUGAAACGAGUUCGGAAUAAGUGGCCAAUAUGCUGGGUAUGGGAAAGGUCGAGAGCGGCAUCGAUUUCAUCAAGAAUGUACAUGGGCGCCGGCUUGAAUUGGAGAAGAGCCAUAAUGAGAGAAAGCGCGAUCAAGGAGCUGCGAAACACUCGUCAGUCACAAUAUUUUACUGACAACUAUUCCGUACCGUUGGCCACCACUCAGUUCAGU